UGCAUUUGCUAGUACACCAGUAGCCAUCUAGCGAGAGCCUGAAAUCGUAGGCCCCAACUCGUUCGAUCCACCAACUCUCGUUAUCGUUUUUAUUUUUCUACACUUUGAUCUUCCUUCAUCCAUUUUAUCGUUUUAUUUCUAUACGCGUAAGAUUCCGUGUAAGGAGAAAUCGUUCGAUCGAUAAUUAUUUCCACCCUCGAGGUGGCUUCGAGGGAUCGAUAGAAUCCACCUGUUAACGGAUCGACGAUCGAUCCGAAAACGGAAAGAUCAGCGGCGAAAUGGAUAACACGGAGGAUGUAAGGACAACGGUCGAAUUGUAUAUCUACGAUCUGACGAAAGGCAUGGCAGCUAUGAUGUCUCAUAUGUUGAUAGGCAGACAUUUGGAGGGAAUAUGGCAUACGGGGAUCGUUGCCUAUGGCAGAGAAUACUUCUUUGGUCCUGUUGGGAUACAAAGUGUCAGGCCGGGUGGUACGUACUUGCGCGAUCCGCAGAAAGUCGAGAAGAUUGGUGAGACCUAUCUACCUUAUUCGGUCUUCCUUGAAUACAUCAACGGCCUGGGAACAUCCACGUUCGCGCCGGGCACCUACAAUCUCUUCAGGCACAACUGCAACACUUUCACGGAAGAAGUAAGCAACUUUCUGGCGGGAAAAGGCAUCCCCAAAUACAUACUCGAUCUUCCAGAAGAGAUACUACAAACGCCCGUCGGACAAGCGCUAGGACCUUUGAUAGAAAGCUUAAGUAGCAACGCAAACGCGGGUUUCACGGUAGGCCAGAGAUUCGUAGAAGCGAGGAUCGAAAGAGAGGCUUCGCCGGAAUAUCAGCUUUUGAAUACGGCAAUCGAGGAGGCAAGAUUGAACUCGAUCGCAUUAGAGGAAAGGAGAAACGUGAUAAACGAAAAGCUCGCUAAGAAGGAUAGAAAAAAGAAAAAGAAAAAGAAGGAGAAGAAGGAGAAGGGAAGCAAAGACGGUACAGGGAGCGACAGUAAUAGCACAGGGACGAGCUAUUACGCGGACAUGGCGGAAAGCGAGGGUGCAGUGAGCGAGAUGCAAGCCGCGAAUGGUGCCACGAUGGAGAUGUUGCCGUCCGAUAGGGUGUUGCAAAUGGAGGAGGAAGAGAAACGGGAACAGGAAGAGAAGAAACGGCAACGCGAUCCUCCUAUAGUAUUUAAAGACACCGUCGACGUGAAGGCGGAAUACGAGGGGUUAGUCAACUGUUUAGAAGGGAAAUUAAACGACGAGGAGAGAACGUGCUUGAGCGAACUUCGACAGUACGUUCUAGAGAACGAGGGUUCUUGGGCUUUGGGAGACUAUUUUUUAAAUUUUGUGGGGCGCAUACUUUACGACAAAUCGUUAGCAACCGAGACAAGGGUGAAGCUCCUCGAUGUACUUUCCGUUGCCGCUUUGAAGGACGACGUAAUACUUCUCCUGCAUCAGGAUAGAAGGGAACACAUUCUUAUGAACUAUGCCUUCGAUAUAGAUCGUCAUCCACCGGAAGAACAAUUACCGCUCGCCGAGUUUUUGGCGAACAUGUUCGAGAACUUGAGCAGUUCCGAGUGGUUACUUUAUAUAUCCGAAUGGCAACAUCAGAAUCAGAGUAUCAGCAACAUAAGGGUGACGACGAAGGUGGCGGUCCACUCCUUGCUGUCCAAUUCUUUCGAGUUGCAAACUCGUGGUGCGGCCAUCAUCCAUAACUUAGCCUGCAAGGAGAAAAUGAACAAAAGCAAAAAUCUACGGAGACUUUUACCAAAAGGCAGCAUUUCUAAGGUAUUCGACGACGUGGCCGUUGAACUGACGAUGGCUUUGCUACAAUAUUUCAAUGGAAGUCCAGCCGAGGAACAGCUUUACGCGUGUAUGAAGUCCUUGGCGCGUUUCACGCAAAUCAGUGGACAGGAUGUACCGCAAUUGAUACAGAUGAUCGGACCAGAGCCAAACAAAUUUCGUGGAACUUCCGAGAGAGUUGACAAACUAAUCGAUCAAGUCAAUAAGAAGCUACGUUGAGGUAUAACUUGCGUUUUUUUCGGGGUCUAAGUCUUUAUAUUCCAAAUAGGAUGAAGCAUACGAGUGUUGUUGACUGACAGCUGAAUAGGAUGAAUUUUUACAUAGAGAUUUUAUUUCAAGCGUCUAUGCUUUUUUAAUAAUUAUCUGUUAUUAAUUAUUAUUGAUAUUAUUAUUAUUAUUAUUAUUUUUAUUAUUAUUGUUAUUAUUAUUAUUAUUAUUAUUAUUAUUAUUAUUAUUAUUAUUAAUGUUAUCGUAUAAAUUGUUAUCUCUAUUAUCAUUGCAAAUUAUUAAUAAUAUUGCCAUUAAAUUAUUAUUAAUAUUGCUGCGACUAGUGCUGCGAUUAUUUUUUAUGAGAUAAUUGGCGUUAGUCAAGGUUGCGUUUAACCACGUUUCUCUUUUUUCGCUUUUUUAUUAAAAAUUUGUAAUCGCGUUUGGAAUCGUGCGAAAGCCAAGUUGAGAAUCACUGCUACGUUCUAAAGCUACGAUAUUCGAUGGAGCGUACACGUAUGUAAGUUACUACCGUUGGCAGGCACAAUAAUCUUUUUAUAAGCCUCUAGCAUCUUAUCUUUUCCGUAACCACACAUAUUAUUCGUACUGAUUAAAUCUCGUCGAACGACACAGGAGAAGAUCUUUCGAAUUUAUUUCCAGAUCUUCUAAUCUUGUCAAACAACGGGCAUGAUAUAGAGAUUAGAUAAAUAAGAAUAUAAAAUUUCCGAUUAAUGGGAAAUACACAGAAAUGCACAAAGAUAUAGCCUUUAAUAUUGAAAACAAAAUUAUGUAUGACAUGUAAAAAAUUAAGAAUCAAACAAACAUAUUUUUUCCGACAAGACGA
Molecule: messenger RNA, 2829 nt
Organism: Vespula pensylvanica (western yellowjacket)
Lineage: Eukaryota; Metazoa; Arthropoda; Insecta; Hymenoptera; Vespidae
Exons: 12
Coding region: 279-1997 (572 amino acids)
Biological process (GO): protein modification by small protein removal
Molecular function (GO): peptidase activity
Source: RefSeq, a predicted model, not a curated record